AUGGGUUUGAAUUCAAGGGACAUUAAACUUCAUUUCUUCAAAGUUCUUCAUCUUUCAAUUGAAAGAAGCUAUGCUUUAAUGAAAAAGCAUCCAAAAAUUUCAGGUGCUAUGUUAGUCUUCUUCAUCAUGUAUAUAUUUCUCUCUUGUAUAUACAAUUUGUUGGUUUUCUUGUCUCCAUUUAUUAUAUUUACCGCAAUUUUGGUUACCAUCUUUUGGAGUUCUGAGCAACCAUUUCUAAAAUGUGUUGAGAAAAAGGAAAGUGAAAAAAGGGUUGAAGCGAAGAAUCUACCUAAUGUUUACACGAAAGAUAGACGCGGAAUGCUUUAUAAGUAUCCAUCACAAAAUGCAACGAGUAGAAGGAGAAAUUUCACGGGGAAGAAAUUGGAUGUGUACGGUGAUUUAGAACAAAAAGCUAAGAAUUUAUCGGCAGUGUUUCGAAAUGAAUUCACUAAAAAGAAUACAGAGAUUAUAUCGGGAGUAAGAUUUUUCGACAAAGAGAUAGAUCCUUAUUUCGAUUCUAAGUUUACAUCAAAAAAAGUUGAUGUUCCUCUAAAACAAACAUUACAUGCCACCCAACCUUCAAUAGCUGACCUUGUUACUUGUAACACAAGUUAUUAUGAUUGUCAAGAGAUGAACACAGAAAAAACGGAAGAGGAGAAAAAGGCAAUAGAGGAUAGUAGUAGUGGUAACAAUAAAGGUGUAGAACUUAAAGAGGAUGAUCAAAAAAAGCUAAUGGAUCUUGGAAUUUGUGAGAUGGAAAGAAACAAAAGGUUGGAGAGUCUUAUAGCUAGAAGAAGGGCAAGAAAACAGUUGAAUUUGGAGAUUGAGAAUGGUUUAAUUGAUAUAGAAUCAAUUACACCAGGCCAAAUUUCACCAUUGCUUGUUGCAAGAAUGGACCCUUUUGAUUCUCCGAGAUAUUUUGAGGAUAUAGAAAUGCCAGGUUCCGCUCCAUCUGCUUUGAGAAGUCCGUUUGAUAUUCCUUAUGAACCUUUCGAGGAGAAACCAAAUCUCAAAGGGGAUAUUUUGGAUCAUGAAUUCACAAGUGACAUGCCUUUAGAACCUAAACAUGACCUUCUUCAAGUUAGAGAGCAUAGACUACCGAGUUCAAGAGUUCGAAGGCUUUCAGGUUUGUCAAAUCAUGAAGAUCUUGAAAAGUUAAACUCCUUAGAAGGAAGUGAAACCACACACGAGGAGAAAGGAAAAUGCAAAAUUGAUAUGGUUGGCAUGGAAUGUGAGGAAGUAGACAACAAUGAUCCAACAAUAACAAGUAUCGAAGGAGUUAUAGCUUUGCCUCCUAAUCCUCAAGAAGAGUUUCUUGAUUUUCCAUUGUCUACUACUAAUGUUACUAAUAUAAAUGAUUCUUUGUAUGAAUCUCUUUCCAUUCCUGUCUUAAAGAGCAAUGAAAACAUGUUAGUUACAAAUGGACUAAUCCGUCAUACGCCAUCGGUGUCCUUAGCUUCUGAUUUACAAGUUGAGUUUUCUGAAAUUGGUUCACCAACACUAACGGUCGAUGACUGUCAUGACGACAUGUGGGGUGCAAAUGAAAGUUGUGAUCCUGAUAUUUUAGAGCCGAACAAUUGGAGGGACAUUGGUUCUUCGUCCUUUUCUUUGCGAAAUCUUGAUGAAGAAAAUGGAGGUGAAUUGAGUUUUAGGUCUCCGAGAUCUGACCUACGUGAUGAUACUCCAACUUAUACAGCGCGUAGGGAUCAUAACAUCUUUGGUAAUGCGAGAAAAAUUAGUGUAUCGCAAUAUUCUUCAGACGUGUUAGCGCGUUGGAAGCGGUUGAUGAGGUUGAUGGAUACUCGUGUUAAUAAGUCAGCACAUGAAAUGCUUUCAGACGAAGUAGAGGAAUGUAACCAGACAGAUAACUUAACAAACAAGGAACAAAUUAGCAAUGAAGUGAAUGACUUAGAAGAAGCCACUGAGCACGAUAAUGAAAAGUCUGGUGCAUCGGUUACGCGACAAGAAGCACCUAAUGACUUAACACACGAGGAACAAAUUAGCAAUGAAGUGAAUGACUCAGAAGCCAUUGAGCAUGAGCACGAGCAUGAGCACGACAAUGAAAAGUCUGGUGCAUCGGUUACGCGACAAGAAGCACCUAAUGACUUAACAUACAAGGAACAAAUUAGCAAUGAAGUGAAUGACUCAGAAGAAGCCACUGAGCACGACAAUGAAAAGUCUGGUGCAUCGGUUACGCGACAAGAAUCACCUAAUGACUUAACACACAAGGAACAAAUUAGCAAUGAAGUGAAUGACUCAGAAGCCAUUGAGCAUGAGCACGAUCACGAGCAUGAGCACGACAAUGAAAAGUCUGGUGCAUCGGUUACGCGACAAGAAGCACCUAAUGACUUAACAUACAAGGAACAAAUUAGCAAUGAAGUGAAUGACUCAGAAGAAGCCACUGAGCACGACAAUGAAAAGUCUGGUGCAUCGGUUACGCGACAAGAAUCACCUAAUGACUUAACACACAAGGAACAAAUUAGCAAUGAAGUGAAUGACUCAGAAGCCAUUGAGCAUGAGCACGAGCACGAGCACGACAAUGAAAAGUCUGGUGCAUCGGUUACGCGACAAGAAGGACCUGAUGAAAUCUCAACUAUAACAAGUUCAUCAUCGCCAUCGUCAUCACCAACAUAUGUAUUGCAUAUACCACAUACGAUGGUAGCAGAUCAAGAGAUACACACAGGUACUCAACAAUCUGAUAUAGAGGACGUGACACAAGAAACAGUAAACCACGAACGUUCCCUCGAUUCAAUGUCUCAGAAUAUUCAGCUUUCUGUGGACGAUUCAAAUGUCGAAUCACAUAACCGAGACUUGGAUAAUUCUCCGUCGUUAGUUAUGGUGCAAUUGGUAUCUCCAAUGGUAGAAUCGUCCUCGAGAAUUCACACAGAGAAUGAAGAAAAAUCUCAGGCAUCAUUGACAGAAGAGACUAGCAUGGAACCGUUUAUCAACUUUGAAACAGUAAACACAAACUCUGCUGAAGAUUUUGAAGGAAAACACGGCGACUUGAAUGAAAAUGAAGCCGAAAAUCAUAGCUCAAAAGAAGAUAACAAUUUUCAAAGUGACUCAAAUCAAGCCGUUAACAAUCAUAUAGAAAAGGAACGGUUGGACAAAGGUGGCGACAUCGCUUCGCCACCAAUGGUCACUGAAGAAACCAUUAAUUCUGAUGAUACAUUAAGAGAAUCUAGUAUGAUGAACAAUAACGAAGCGACGGACCAAGAAUUGGACGAGAAUAAUGAAUCCGUGAUUUCAUCUGAACCAGCCGGAGAAACUGAGCACAUGUGA
This is a messenger RNA of Lathyrus oleraceus (garden pea), 3282 nucleotides long. RefSeq lists its product as uncharacterized. The coding region runs from base 1 to 3282 and encodes 1093 amino acids. The transcript has 4 exons. Lineage: Eukaryota; Viridiplantae; Streptophyta; Magnoliopsida; Fabales; Fabaceae. The record is from RefSeq and is a predicted model, not a curated record.